This is a messenger RNA of Oreochromis niloticus (Nile tilapia), 3861 nucleotides long. RefSeq names its product interleukin 12 receptor subunit beta 1 (gene il12rb1). Gene Ontology annotation, molecular function: protein binding. The transcript has 15 exons. The record is from RefSeq and is a predicted model, not a curated record. NCBI's taxonomy places the organism in Eukaryota, Metazoa, Chordata, Actinopteri, Cichliformes, Cichlidae. The coding region runs from base 108 to 2075 and encodes 655 amino acids.
CGAGACAUUCUGUGACAUUUCGGAGAAAUACAAGUGAAGGCAGGUUAGCUACAUGGACUCUCACAAACUGUAGAACGAUCACCUUUCUAGACUUUCCACAAUACCUCAUGGAACUUUUUAAGAACAGGAGCUCACUACAUGGAUAUGUUAUGUUUAUGUUCCUCAUGACUCUCAGCAAAGGUUUUGCAUGCGAGGCUCCCUCGAGUCCUCAGUGCUUCAGACGAAAAGCUGAAGCUACUGUUUACACGUGCGAGUGGAGCCUGAACACGACUCAGAGCGACGUGACGUUUGAGCUUUACUUUAAUGAGACAAAAUUUGGGAACAUUAAGGAAACUUUCUAUAAUGUCGUUGAGGAACAACUCAUUCAGUCCCGCAGCGUUAUGAUUUGGGUGGAAGCUCACAUAGGAAACUCCACCUGUAAAUCACCAAAGACGUCUGUCAUACUCCAGGACAUAGUAAAAUAUGAAGCACCACAAAAAAUUUCAGCAUCCUGGUUGAAAAACAACCUCAGCUUGAGCUGGAUAGCUACAGAGAAGUAUCCAGCUGUAGCAGAAGUUUGGUUCAGACGAGACGAGCACCCCACAGAACCGUGGGGAAAAAGAAUAAUAAGUACCACCAUUAACGACAAUAAAGAUCAGCACCAGGUCUUUGUUGUCAACCUUUGGAAGAAUUCAGCGUACCAGGUUCAGAUCAGACACCGAUCCACUAUAGCCAAGAAACCACUGUGGAGUCCCUGGUCUCAAGUUGUGGUUCCUGCAGAACUUGUACAUGAGCCUAAUGUCACCAUGACAAUAACACAUUUCAAUGGCACUCGAAAGGUGACACUAACGUGGAUGCCAAUGCCACUAGGAGCAGCAGUGAGAAAUGUGACGUCGUAUUCUUCGCAACGGUGUAUUUGCACCAAGACUGUAUAUCACAACAAACAUACUAUUUACACGUUUGUGUCGUACUCGGCUGCCAACAUCUCCGUUAUUGCCAGAAAUGAUGUGAGCGUCUCUCCUCCGGCAACCCUGCAAGUACCAGUCGAACCUGCAUCAGAUUUAGAAGCUUGCAACAAAACUUUGGCAGAUAAAGAAAUAAACAGGAAAACUUGUCUUGAGUGGUACGAGCUUCAAGAUGGAAGUCCAGUGCCAAAAAAUGUGAUAACCUUAACAGGAAAAAUGGGUAGAAAGAAGAAAGAAGAAGUAAGAAAGAACCUGAAGGACUACAUCCGUUACCUCUACUUUGAACACAGAUGUCAACAUGGGAGACCACAGACGGUUAAAAUGUGCUUCUUUUAUCAAAAAGAAGGUGUACCACUGAAGGAACCUCAGGAGGUCACCACACUUCACGAAACAGACAUUUCUGCUGACCUGUCCUGGAAAGCGAUUCCUCUUGCGUACCAGCAAGGCUUCCUGACACAUUACCGCCUGUGCUGGGUGAAAAUCAGUUCACAGGAUGAGCCCAGAGUGUGCGACAACAUACCAGCUUCAGAGACUAAAUAUCACCUGGAAAAUUUGAAAGCUGGAAGCAAGUAUAACAUCACCCUAGCUGGGGUGACACAAGUGGGAGAAGGGCCUGAAGCCACAGCAAUCAUCAACACCAAGCCAGGAAAACCUAUGAAUGUGUGGUUGAGUUUCGGCUUGCUGUUUGUCUUCUUUUUAUUCUCAACAACGUGCACCGUUGUCUUGAAGAAGAUCAAAGUCAAGAUUUUUCCUCCUGUGCCAAAGCCUGUUAUCACAGAUUUCAUCCCCCAUCAAUCAAAGACUCAGGAAAUCCUAGAGAAGAAAGAGGAGGUGCACGAUGAGCUGACGCUGCUCAAACUUUAUCCAGAGGGAAAGUCUGUCUCAGAGGAAGCAGAAGAUGUCCGUGUUCUCAGGGACGAGUGGGGCGAUGGGACUGAUGAGGAUAUGGAGCACGACAGGAGUACCUUGGAAGAAUGCAGCGACGACUGUUCGAGCCCCGGCUCUACAGAUGAGGAGCAGAGGAAUUCCAAAGAAGGAGAAAUUACAGACAUUGAGCAAGUGGACAAUGAGCUUGCCAUGCUGAUAUACAAGAACGGCUUGGUGUUUGACAUGAAGACAGAAUUACCUUAAAUGGAUUUAACUUAAGACUUUUCAGCAUCACAGCACAAAAGAACCUAAGCACUUGCUGACUGAAUGAAGGACCUUAGCAAUAAUAUAUUAAUCAGCAAAAGUAUUUUGCUGUUUUUUUUAAUUGACAUUAAUGGACUUUUUUGUUUGUUCAUUGACAUACAGUAGGGGAAAUAAUUAUUUGAUCCACUAUGAAUGUGUAAGUUUGCCCACUUUGCAAAGACAUUUUUAUGGUAGUUUCAUUUUGUAUGCAACUGAGUGAAAUAGGUAUUUGAUCAUAACUUAGUACUUAGUGAAGAAACCCUUGUUGGGAAGCACAGCACUAAGACUUCUCUUAGGUUUAGACACAUCCCAGGAAAGGUUUUGGCCCACUCCUCUUUAUGGUCGCUCUCUGAAUGCUUUAGGUUUUUUUGCUGCCUUUUGGCACAGACACUUCAGCUCCUUCCACUCAGGUCUGGAGACUGGCUAGGCCACUUCCUGACCUUAAUGUGCUUCUUCUUUAGCCACUUCUUUGGCAGUAUGUUUUGGGUCAGUGCCAUCCUGGAAGACCGAUCUAUGACCAAUCCUUAGUGUUUUGUCAGAGGGAAGAAGGUCCUCAUCCAAGAUUUUAUGGUAUAUGGCCCUGCCCAUUGGCCCCUUAAUGAGCUGAAGUCGUCCUGCACCCUUAGCAGAAAAACAGCACCAAAGCAUAAUGUUUCAGCCUCCGUGCUUCACUGUGGGGAUGGUGAUCUUUGAGUCAUACUCAGGAUUUCUCUUUAGUUUCAUGUGAGCACUGCACUUUCUGCCACGCUUCCUCUGAAUCAUUUAGAUGUUCACAGAUAUUAACGUUAAAACAGCCAUGUACAUGUGCCUUCUUGAGAAGGGGGAACUUGCAGGCAUUGUAAGAUUUCAAUCCAUUGUGGUGUAGUGCAUUACCAAUGAUGGUUAACAAGCUCCUCCCGUGUAGUUUUGGACCAAUUCGCCACCUUUCUCCUGAUCUUCCUCACCCCACGAGACAAGCUCUUGCACGGAGCUCCAGAUCAAGGGUGAUUGAUGGUCAUUUUAGAUUUUAUUUUCUUGAUUUCCAACACUUGUCGCUGACGUCCUCUGAAGGCUCUUUGGGUGUGGUUUAUACACAUAGUAAGUUGAGAUCAGGAGUAUCUGUACUUGAUUGAGUUACUGUCAUUUAAUCAGUCAAUCAAUCCAUGGGAGUCAGAAUUCCGGCUAGGUUAUAGGGUAUCUGUAGAAUGCACUCAACACACACUGGCUAUACUCACAGAUAUCAAGUUUAUUUAGGGUUUUAUGCAACAACCCACAGUCUUGUCAGCACUGGUCUCAGCUUUUCCAACCCUCCUCUCUCAUCUCCCGCCUCACUAAAAAGGGAUAAAGACUGUCAUCAGUCCAAACGCCACCAGCUGUGCUCUCACCUGCCUCCCCAGCACCGCCCCAUUGAGCUCACUGCACCACUCCUCCCCUGCAGCUAAGCCAGGGACCACACCUCCAUCACAGUAUCAAAUACUUACUUCACUCAGUGAUGUACGAAUGAAUUUAUAACAUUCAUGUAAUGUGUUUUUUUUCAUCUUUCUCCACUAAAAUGAAACUUCCAUAGAAAUGAGAGAGUUUAAUUAUUUUCUUUGUAAGUGACGAAAUGUGCAAAUUCAGCAAGGAAUCAAAUAAUUAGUGUCCCCCACUGUAAGGAGGCCAGUACAUGAAAGAAGGAGGGUUAAACAUUCUCAUACUUUAUCACUUUACAGUGUCAAUAAAUGUUUGUUUGUUUUUUAUUUGUGGAAUAAAGAAAUCUUUGUUAAUA